Molecule: messenger RNA, 2553 nt
Organism: Castor canadensis (American beaver)
Lineage: Eukaryota; Metazoa; Chordata; Mammalia; Rodentia; Castoridae
Source: RefSeq, a predicted model, not a curated record
AUGAUCCGCUUAAGAGGGUUGCGUCCCUCUGAUUUAUCUCACUUCCUCUUGUUUGUGUGCAAGAGGGAAGCUGUUGAGAUCAUUUCCAGAGUUCUUGCUGUUUCUAAAUUAGUAUUCCUAACUGUCUCUAGACAAAAACAAAUUAAAAUAAGAAACUUUUUUCUUUCAGCAAAGAAAAAGAAGCCUAAACUUUUAAAUAAAUUUGAUAAGACUAUUAAAGCUGAACUUGAUGCUGCAGAAAAGCUCCGUAAAAGGGGAAAAAUUGAGGAAGCAGUGAAUGCAUUUGAAGAACUAGUACGCAAAUACCCUCAAAGUCCACGAGCAAGAUACGGGAAAGCACAGUGUGAAGAUGAUUUGGCCGAGAAGAGGAGAAGCAAUGAGAUUCUUCGCAGGGCUAUUGAGACCUACGAAGAGGUGGCCAGCCUUCCUGACGUCCCCACAGACCUGGUGAGGCUGAGUUUGAAGCGGCGGUCAGAACGACAGCAAUUUCUAGGUCACAUGAGAGGUUCUUUGCUUACCCUACAGAAAUUAGUUCAACUGUUUCCCACUGAUACUUCCUUGAAGAAUGACCUUGGAGUGGCAUACCUCUUGAUGGGAGACAAUGACAAUGCCAAGAAGGUAUAUGAAGAGGUUCUAAAUGUGACACCUAAUGAUGGCUUUGCUAAAGUGCAUUACGGCUUCAUCCUGAAGGCACAGAACAAGAUUGCUGAGAGCAUUCCCUAUUUAAAGGAAGGAAUAGAAUCUGGGGAUCCUGGCACUGAUGAUGGGCGAUUUUAUUUCCAUCUGGGGGAUGCCAUGCAGAGAGUUGGAAACAAAGAGGCAUAUAAGUGGUAUGAGCUUGGGCACAAGAGGGGACAUUUUGCAUCUGUCUGGCAGCGCUCCCUCUACAACGUUAAUGGACUGAAAGCUCAGCCGUGGUGGACACCCAGGGAAACAGGCUACACAGAAUUAGUAAAGUCUUUAGAAAGGAACUGGAAGUUAAUCCGUGAUGAAGGCCUUGCAGUGAUGGAUGAAGCCAAAGGUCUCUUCCUGCCUGAAGAUGAAAACCUGAGGGAGAAGGGAGACUGGAGCCAGUUUACACUGUGGCAGCAAGGAAGAAAAAAUGAAAAUGCUUGUAAAGGAGCUCCUAAAACCUGCACUUUACUAGAAAAGUUCCCCGAGACAACAGGAUGCAGAAGAGGACAGAUCAAAUAUUCCAUCAUGCACCCUGGAACUCACGUGUGGCCGCACACGGGACCUACAAACUGCAGGCUCCGAAUGCACCUGGGUUUAGUGAUUCCCAAGGAAGGUUGCAAGAUCCGAUGUGCCAAUGAGACCAAGACAUGGGAAGAAGGCAAGGUGCUCAUCUUUGAUGACUCCUUUGAGCAUGAAGUGUGGCAGGAUGCCUCAUCUUUCCGGCUGAUAUUCAUCGUGGAUGUGUGGCACCCUGAGCUGACAUCCCAGCAGAGACGCAGCCUUCCUGCAAUUUAGCAGGAAUUCGUGCAAACUUGGGACACUCUCAAAAGAGGCUGCCUUUCUGGUUCUCUUUGGGUGUUGAGAUAGAAGUUAAAACACCAUGGUUCUUAAUUCUCUUGACUUGCAGCCCAAAAAAUUCUGAGUUUCCUUCUAGGUUAGAAGACACUAAAGGGAGUAUAUGCCUCGCUGCAUUUCAUUUAGAAAGCGCCCUGCUGUGUAUCACCCCGUGACAGCACUGAUCUGACAGCCAUAUUUAAGGUGAACACUUGAUUGCUCCUACCUUGCCAGCCAAAGAUAUUUUUUCCGCAUAGAAUAGGGUCUCAGUCAAUAUAUAAAGAGAGUAUGUGUAGAAACUGUAAAUGGAUUGCUGUAGUUUGUAAUUUUAUGCAGUUAUAUUUUUCUAAGAUAGCUAACCUAUUUUGUCAUCAUGUACCACUACUUUUCUGUUGCCUUUAAUGAUAAGCUGUGUAAAUGCUUUUCUUUUAGCCAUUUAAUAGUAACUUUCCUGGCAAACGCAAACUUUUCUGUUAAUUCUUUUUAGUAAGCAACACUUGUGAAAAAGGCCAUUUUAUUUUCUGAAUAUAAAAGAGAAAAAUGUAGUUAUGCCAGCAUCUAUGAACUCUACUGACCCUUACCCAUGAGUCUGUUUACCUUUUUUUAAUCUUAAAGAUCCAGUGUUUUCUCUUACUGCUGUGCUAAUGAUAGAGAUACUGUCAAACUCUUAUUUCUUUCUAAGAGGAACUUUUUUACACAAAAGGAUAUGGAAUCAUUUUAUAUUAUGAUGCCAUAAUAUUGAAAUUUUUUCAAUGCCAAGUAUUAGGGCUCAGUGGGGAGCCUAUAAAAUUUGUGGAAGUAAAAAUUCUCUCUAGGUAGGGAUUAGAUGAAUAGGCAGGUACUAGGGCAUGGGUCUUCUGGCCGCUUUGACAUCUGUGACACAGGGCCUGAGACUCUACAGUGCCUAUUGCAGAUGCAUUUGAGUGGCAAGAAGAUAGCCCUUUGCUCCUUGAGACAGUUCUCAUCACAGUUAUGUAAGUAUGUGAAGAGGAGGGUAGAUGGUCCCUGGGAAUGCUAAGAUCUUUGUCCUUGGUGUGGGGUCAA